CGGAAACACAGAUUGCUUAAAUAUAAAGAAUAAUUUGAUUGUCAGUUCAUUUAAUGACAUUCUCAAAUUCUCGUUCCUAGCGACCUCCUUUUUUUGUUCUGAGUCGAGCACACCUUUGUAGGUUUUAAUUUUACAUUACACGUGGAUUGUGUUCAUCAACAUGGCAGACGUUAACAAUGCAAGCUAUGCACCUACCAUUCUUAUGAAAAAGGAAAAGCUGAGACCUUCGCGUAACCUUUUAGCUGCCGUAGCUGGUCCGGUUCCUAAACAACCAGCUGUCGUAGCUGAACCAGAUGCCGUAGCUGGACCUGCCCUUCAGCAACUAGAUGUCGCCGCUGGGCCUGUUCAAACAGAUGCCAAGAUAGAAGACAAGGCCGUUGAAUUGACCCACCUUACGGUUGCGCGACCAAAAAAACUUAAAGCGAAAAAGCGCCCAUUAUUGGACCUUAUUUACGAAAACCAGUUGGAGUAUAAUAAAUUUAUAACAAAAAAGAUUCCCAAACUUUUAAAGAUGCUUGGGGUCUCUUCUGACUCAGAUUCAGAAUAAAAUUUAUUUUUGA
Messenger RNA from Mytilus trossulus (common blue mussel), 560 nucleotides. RefSeq lists its product as uncharacterized. The record is from RefSeq and is a predicted model, not a curated record. NCBI's taxonomy places the organism in Eukaryota, Metazoa, Mollusca, Bivalvia, Mytilida, Mytilidae. Bases 161 to 547 code for a protein of 128 amino acids. The transcript is spliced from 2 exons.